AUGGUACAGCAUGACGAUGACGCCGUAAUAACAUUUUCCGAACGAUCUCUUAGUCUGCGCCAAAUGGCAGCCGCAAUUUCAGAUGACAAAAGUGGCCUCCCUCCGGAUGACUGGGUUGUGCCACCAUGUGUACAUCUAGACCCAGUAGAAUGGAAAUAUUAUGUGCGUGAAGGUAGAUUACAACGGUCAGAAACUAAUAUAUUCUGGAGCGAACGGAAGCAAGAUUUUCCUCAUCUCCUAUUCGAAAGGACAUCCAACAGGGAACCUGGCACUUGGAUCUGUGGGUAUUAUAUACUGAAGGCAGAACUUGGCUUCGAGAUUGGAGCUGCCUCACGAUCAGAUCCACUCUGGGGUUGUGUCAUCGGAUUGAUAACAGGGUUUCACGGUCUGAGAAGGAGGCUAGCUAGAGACUAUAGGCGCUGUCAGGUCGACGUCAAUAAUAUUACUUAUGAAGGCACCGGAAAUAUAUUGUACGACGUGAUAUUAUCCCCUACGGACGGAUUGUUCAUCGUCUACAAAUCGAAUAGGCCCCAUGAUCCUGCGCCAAUUCAGCAACAAUACACCCCGGAAGGCCGUCUCAUACGAAGCGAAGCUUCUCGGACUGCUACUUGGGGCGAUAUGAUGUAUUCUAUCUGGUUCACCCAAGUUUUCGCCCAUGACCAACCUCCCGAGGGAAGUGACCCCGGUCCGCGAAGUAGACUGCAGCUUCCCCCACGGCCUGAUGUUGGAUCACAGACACCCUCGUCUCAUGAACCUCAUUCUGGAAACUCGACUUCGGAGAGCCCUCUGGCACCCCGACUUGAUGGACUAUCGGUCAUCAUCUUUCGAGGUAUGGACAAUGUUAAGGGACUUCGAAUUAUCGACGAAGGGUACAACAAAUUGAAAUUGUGUCGCGAACUCGAUACAUUGCGUGUUACGCAUUUAGACAAGCGUAUUAAGUCACUGGUUUUCGAUACUUUAUUGAUGGUUCCAGGGGUCUGUGGUAUGCAUGAAAUGCUUUCUAGGCAUUGCAAUGCGCUCAAGUUCAAGUUUAUCGAGGAGAUAAUAGUUAAAUAUUCGAGGGAUGGAGGAGUCGAGGGUAGGAUACUCCCUACAAUCAUGCUAAAGUUGGGGAAAACGAAACUACCACUUGAAGGUCAUGGGCAUACGUUAAUGUAA
This is a messenger RNA of Orbilia oligospora ATCC 24927, 1158 nucleotides long. RefSeq lists its product as uncharacterized. The coding region runs from base 1 to 1158 and encodes 385 amino acids. The transcript has a single exon. The record is from RefSeq and is a predicted model, not a curated record. NCBI's taxonomy places the organism in Eukaryota, Fungi, Ascomycota, Orbiliomycetes, Orbiliales, Orbiliaceae.